Molecule: messenger RNA, 696 nt
Organism: Suillus bovinus
Lineage: Eukaryota; Fungi; Basidiomycota; Agaricomycetes; Boletales; Suillaceae
Exons: 3
Coding region: 1-696 (231 amino acids)
Source: RefSeq, a predicted model, not a curated record
AUGCGCGAUCCAGAGUCAACAAAAGAUAUUCUAGAAAGGUGCAAUAUUGGUCAGCAUCCUCCAGAAUUCAAGGAGAAUGGUCUAUGUGCGGUUUAUAAACUGUUCUGGGCCAAAAUGCCUCAUGCCAACAUUUUCCUGGCUUUCACCCCCGAUCUUUUGCAUCAAAUCCAUAAAGGUGUGUUUAAAGACCACCUCGCCAUCCUGGAUUAUCCAGGACUCCAUCACUUCAAGAAAGGUAUUUCGACUGUAAAACAAUGGACAGGAAGUGAGCAUAAAGAGAUGCAGCAAGUGUUUAUUGGCUUACUUACCAGAGCGGUGCCUAGUCAUGUCUUGGUAGUUGCACGAUCAAUUCUUGACUUUUCCUAUCAUUCCUGGCUCCAAAUUCACACAACUGACACGCUUAAAGCCCUACAAACUGCCUUGGGAGUCUUUCAUGUGAGUAAAGAUGUCCUGAAGGAACUUGCCAUUCGAGAACAUUUCAGUAUACCAAAACUACAUCAACUCACUCAUUACGUCCAGUUGAUCAUGUUGUUUGGUGCAGCUGAUGGCUUUAACACCGAGCUUCCUGAGCGCUUGCACAUUGAUUUUGCAAAGGACGCUUACUGCGCUAGCAACAAAUGGGACUAUGAAGAACAGAUGGUUUUGUGGCUUCAAUGUCAGGAAGCAGUGUUUUUGUUUUGCUUGGUGCAUACCUGA